Messenger RNA from Klebsormidium nitens, 3135 nucleotides. The record is from the annotation of a GenBank genome assembly. Lineage: Eukaryota; Viridiplantae; Streptophyta; Klebsormidiophyceae; Klebsormidiales; Klebsormidiaceae.
GGGCAGUCAGCUUGCGGCUGGGUCACAGACUCUCUGUCUCACUCUGACAAGCGCUCAAAGAUCAUGCAUGAAUCAGCAUGAUGCACAUUUUUCAGCAGGGUUCCAUCCUCAAACCACCACCGCAUCAUCAUCAUUAUCAUCAUGGCUGAAGGAAGAAUGCCUCUUCAGUAAGUUCUCAGUGCUUCAUUCUUAGCAGUGGUGCGAGGAGAUUCUGUAGAGAAGUGGGGAUUAGAAACAUGGCAUUCCGUGGGAAGAAGGGCCGACCGAAGCAGCAGUCUCGCUCGGGCCCACAGCUGCCGUCCGUUCUGAGGAAGCAGAUUGCUGCGCAGACAGCUGAGGAUGGAUCGGGGGGGUCUGCGAGGAGGGAAACUAGCGGCGGGAAGCUCAACCACCGCGAGAGGAGGAAAUUUGAGAAGGACGAGAAGGUGCGGAGACGGCAGCAGGAGCAGGGGGUAAACGGACAGCGGGGGCAGCAGCAGCGAGGCCGGAAAAAUGUUUCUGGGGGAAGGGCACAAAAGGAUGAUGCUCGUCGGCCGGAGGUAUCAAAGAAGAGAAGGCGGGCAGUCGAUGCCCCCCGCACCAAGUUCGAAGAGCUGCUUUCAAUGGAGAAGAAAGCGGGGGGCGGCGCAGCGGCCGCAGACAUCGAACUAGAGCGGCGCCUAGCAAAGAAACUCAAAUUGAAGGACGGCAAAAUCAAGGGGCCGCAAGACGGGUUCGACGUCCUCUUGGGGGGGCUCAAAGAUUAUGGGGGACAGGAAGAGGAAGAGGGUACGGAUGAGGAAUCUGCGUCCGAAUCCGGGGGGUCGGAGGGUAGUGACGAGGGGGAGUUUGGGGGCUUGUUUGGGGAGGCGAGCGAGAGCGAUGGUUCUGAGGGGGAAGCGGACUUUGACCUGGACUCGGACGAGGAAGAGGAGGGAAAAGGGGAGGUUGCUAAGAAGCGGAAGCAAUCAGGCAGCAAAGGCGGAAAAAAGGAAGAGGCUGAUGAAAGAAGCGACGGGCUUGUUGGGGACGGGGAAGGGGCUUCGGACGGCGGAGCAAGUUCCAAGAAUCCGGACGACGACUUGGACCAAGAUUUGGACACGGAUUCGGACCACGAUUUGGACCAAGAAGAAGAGAGCGGUUCCGAAAGUCCAGGAGACGAAGAUUUGGGCCCGAGUCCAAGCGGGAGGGAAGAGAGCGCCGAGGAAGAGCCGAUCGAAACCGACAUUUUCGGGCGGCCGAAACAGGGGGGUCCGGAAGGCUCGGCGGCAGUCAAGUACGUGCCCCCCCAUUUGCGGGCGGCGGCGCAGGGGCCUCUGAGUGAGGAGAUGGUUCGGUUGCAGCGGAGGAUCAGGGGGCUGCUGAAUAGGCUGACGGAGGCAAACGUGGAAUCGAUCGCGAGUGAGAUGGUGCUUAUUUUCCAGGCACACGCACGACAUUCCGUUAUGGAAUCCAUCAAGGAAGAAAUUUUAGGCUCGCUCAUAAGUGGUCCCCGCGGAAACGACCAGUACGCCGCUGUCUUCGCCGCAUUCAUUGCGGGGCUCGCGGCGUCGGUUGGCGUGGAGAUUGGGGCCAACUUUUUGGGGGCGCUCGUGGUCAGCUUUGAGGAGCAGUACAAAAGGAGAGAUAGCCUGGCGUGUCGGAAUCUUGCGUUAGUGCUGGCGCAUCUAUACAACUUCCAGCUGCUUGCGAGCCCGUUUCUCUACGAGUUCCUGCACCACCUUCUCGCUCGCUUCCACGAGCUCGACGUGGCGACCAUCGCACACCUGCUCCAGGCCUGCGGGCUCGCCCUCCGGUCCGACGACCCCGUCCGAAUGAAAGACUUCGUCCUGGCCGUCCAAAGACGAACCGCCCAAGAAACCGCCGCUCUAGUUCCUCUGGAAGCCCCGGAGAAAAAGGCCAAACCCCUCGGGGACCUGGGCGAGAAAGCGGCGGAGUCGUUCCGGGCCGCGGCCGAGAGGGUGACGUCAGCGGCGGGAGGGGUGACGUCAGCGAAAGAGGGGGCCGACCCAGGGCUGAGCAAACGGGUGCGAUUCAUGCUGGACACGAUCACAGACACGAAGAACAACCGGCGGCGGGGCGACGGGGAGGCGCCGUGGCAGGGGCGGCUGCGCAAGUGGCUGGGCAAGAACAACGUCGAUGCCGCCCAGCUCCGCUCCGUCACUCUCGCCAACGCUCUCACCCCACACAAAAAGGGCCUCUGGUGGCUCCCCCCAGCUGCCGGAACCCUAGAAAAGUCCGCUGCCGAUUCCGCCCACUUCGGGGGGGUCGUUUCCGGGGCGAUCGACGGGGGGGCCGCCGAGGCAGACCGGCUUCUACAGUUAGCGUCCAAGCAGCGGAUGAACACUGACGUCAGGAGGUCGAUCUUUUGCAUCAUCAUGAGCGGGGAGGAUUACGUGGACGCGCAUGAGAAGCUGCUGAGGCUGAAACUGCCCGGGAAACAAGACCGGGAGAUCCUGCGCGUGCUCGUCGACUGCUGCAUGCAGGAGCGGUGCUUCAACAAGUACUACGCGCUGCUGGCCGCGAGGCUGUGUUCGCAGGAGCACAACCACAAGUUCACGCUCCAGUACUGCGUGUGGGACCACUUCAAGCAGCUUCCCUCCAUGGACCUGCGCCGGAGCGCCAACCUAGCGCGCUUCCUCGCCGGAGUGAUCGCUUCGUUUGCGCUCAGCCUCUCCAUCCUGAAGGCGGUGGAGUUCACCGACCCUCAGAUGGACGCCAAGACCGUGAUGCACUUCCGCAUCCUGCUCGAGACGCUCCUGCUGGACAGUCCGCGGGACGUCGUCGUCUCCGCGUUCGGACGCAUCGCCGGACAGCCGCAGCUGUCCGCACUGCGCGAGGGAAUCUCCCUCUUUUUCCACCAGCAUUUAUUGAGGCACCAGCCGAUCGUGCAGAGUAAGGACAGGAGUAGCGACGACCAGAUGGGGCUGCUGCUGAAGAGGAUAAAGGCGGCGAAGAAAGCGAUGUCGAGCGUGGGGGGGGCUGCGGCGGAGCUGUGAUCGUUGGCCUGGACUAUUCGAUCGGCCAAAUAAUGUUAUCGACGUGAAGUUUCCCAAUCAUUUGCAGCCUUUCCGCAGUUUAGCUUUUGCGCGUGACCAGUCUUUGUUGACUCAGUCAGCGGCGCAGCAAUUCAGAUGGUUUCGAUGCAGUUUUCGG